AUGCCGAGGAGGGAGAUCCGUGUGGGAGUUUGUCACAUCGAUGACGACAAACAGCGUAGCGUCACCUUCUCCAAACGACGUGCUGGUUUGUUUAAAAGUGCCAGUAACCUCUCCGCCCUCACUGGCGUGAAGGUUGCUGUUGUCCUGGAGAGUGAAUCAGGAAAGAUGCAUGCCUUUGGGACGCCAUCGGUGGAACCUAUUAUUGAUGCUUUCUUGUCAAGAGAUCCACUUCUCGAUCCACUCGCCAACAAGGCGGGAAAAGCUAGGAUUGCAUCGCUGCAAAGCAAGGUGGCUAGGUUGGACAUGGAGAAUGCAAUGCUAGAGAAGAGAGCAAACCUCUCCCUCAAGCAUAUCAAGAAGAUGCAAGCUGAAAACCCAGGGAUGGCGGCAAAUAAUAUCUUCUCCAGGGAAAAGGAUAUAUGUCUAGAAGAUCUCAAGAGGCUCUUCAAUGACCUCUUGCGAGUCAACGAGCAUAUUAGACACCGCAUGCCUCCACUACAUCAUGGCCAUGCACCAAGGACUGGUGGUCCAAAUGUGCAACAAAACCAGUUGUUGCCAAGAGGUCCAUCACAGGAUCACUCGAAGACUCAUCGGGCAUCACUACAAUCAACGUCAUCUCACCAUGUUCCACCUCAAGUGUUGCCUCCAGUUUCACUACCACCAACACUACAACACACUAUGGAACCAUCUUUUCAUAUGCAGGUACCACAGAUACUCCAGUCCCCACCAUCACCUUUGGCACUCCAGUUGAGGUCCCUUAUGAAACCAAUUCCUCAUCAGGUACCACAAAUGUUUCAGUCCACACCACCACCUUCGACUCCCCACUUGGCAUCCCUCCUACAACCAGAUCUUGACCAGGCACAUGGUUUACCUCCAAAACCUCAGCCACAACUUGAAGAAUAUGCAAGUCCGUACAAGACGACAGAGUCAUCACAGAACAAGACAAUCCCUAACUUCGGUGGCAAUGAUAUCGCCGUCCGCGCAUCACUUGGCUAUGAUAACUCGGCUGAUGCUCCUUCGGACCAGGUGCACUACAAUGAAAUCCUAGGGAUGGAUUCUUACAUGGGGUAUAAUGGUAGUGAUGUAGGCCAAUAUAACAUGGGACGUGACGAGUGGGUCAAUGCACCACCAGAGUCUUCUGGUGGGAAUGAUGGUGAUAUUGAUGCAUGA
Molecule: messenger RNA, 1170 nt
Organism: Triticum turgidum subsp. durum (durum wheat)
Lineage: Eukaryota; Viridiplantae; Streptophyta; Magnoliopsida; Poales; Poaceae
Source: the annotation of a GenBank genome assembly